This is a messenger RNA of Dreissena polymorpha, 7609 nucleotides long. RefSeq names its product AAC-rich mRNA clone AAC11 protein-like. The transcript is spliced from 5 exons. Bases 642 to 1613 code for a protein of 323 amino acids. The record is from RefSeq and is a predicted model, not a curated record. NCBI's taxonomy places the organism in Eukaryota, Metazoa, Mollusca, Bivalvia, Myida, Dreissenidae.
AAUAUUAAUGUUUACUAAGGCGAACAAUCCAAAUAAACAAGCAUAUUUAACCUUGUCAUACUUUACUGCACUGGUCCUAUGUCUCUAGUUAUCAGCUAUUGUUCAUUCUUCAGGGACAAAGUAAUUUACAUGUAACAUUAGACAAGAGAUAUGCAUGUUGACCUGAUAUACCCAGUUUGCAACUGUAUUAUUAAUCACUUCUUUAUUUUGAAACCCAAAGCACAUGUGAUAAGUUAAUCUUUAAUCUUUGAACAAUACAGCUUUGAAAGAAUAAUAAUAACUAUUGAUCAGUAUCGGGACUGUUUGUUACAAAUCGUCUAGAGUUACUGACUAUAAACUGUAGCAAUCUAGUUGAAGAGUUUGUCUUCAGACGGAAGCUUUGUCAUUCUUAUUCAUGCAUGAUUUUGGGCGCAAACAUGGUGUUGAAAUCGUAAGAUCUUUAAGAACCAGUAGUUCUGAUAGCUGAAUUGAUGAGUGCAGUUGUGAAAACACAGAACAUUAUUCUAAUGGAAUACAUGUAACACGCAGUUGUGAAAAUAUGUCCACCAGUUUCGUAUGAAUUUUUGUCAUGUAAAAAUCUUCGCUCUUACGCUUUCUAAUUUGUUAGUCAAUACAUUAAGGAUUGUUCAAAGUGCAAAAAUAUGGGAAAAGGGGGAGCCAAGAAGUUCCUGUACUCAGGGCCCAAAAAAAGCCAAGAGGAAGAUGAGAAAAACCCUUGGACCUUCAACACCAAGGCACAGAAACCCAACAAUGCAGUGAAUGGUAGUUCCAAGGUAGACUUGGAGAAUGUUUGGAGCAUACAACGUAACGUCAACGUUGGUGUGGCCAAAUCACCCAAGUCAGACACUCUGACGUUCAACACGAAUAAGUCAUACUACUCCAGGCAUGGCGGAGGAAAUAAAGAUAAAGAUGACUUUGGUACUCCUCUCGCUGGUCCAGCAUCUGACAGAACAGGACUGAAUGAGCCAGGAGGUAAAACAUGGAAUGCACCCGCAGCACAAUCACGUCGUCCAUUCAGCUAUGCAUUCGGGGCGGACUCACAGUCCACUCAGGAUGACAAACCCGUCUCCCCUCGCAGUGUUAAAAACUCUAGCACUGAUCUUUACCCACAAACUGGCCAUACGGGCAAUAUGCACGUGAAUGCACUCACAGGACAGUCAGUAAAUCCUACCAAAACACAAUCUGGUGGUGGCCAUCUUGCUUCUACAGUAUCACAGACAGGAAAUCCACUGAAUUCUGGGACAAAUUUCAAUGCAAACAGGGGAAGUAACCAGCAAGGAUCAUUUAACUUUUCAAAUUCAUCUAGCAAUAACCAGUCUGUAUCGAGCAAGCCGGCCUUUUUAAAUUCAUCCAGCAAUAACCAGUCUGUAUCGAGCAAGCCUGUUACAUCUACGUUACAGAGUAUUGGUGUGAGUCAGUCGUAUAGCUCAUCUCCAAAGAACAAUUUGUUUGGUUCCUCAACCAAUCAGAACAGUUUGUUUGGAUCAUCUACACACAGGGCACCAGCCAAUAUGGAUCUGCCAGCCUACGAAAGCAGUUGGGCUCCAAAAAGCAGUCGGUCUUCUACAGAAAAAGGCUCACUUGGGCAACAAAAUAAGAAAUCAUUUUGGUGAUGGUCUCUUUACUGAAAUCAGUAAAAGAGAAUGUGGUGUGCAAGAUCUCCAUUUUGUUUUCAAGGGCUUCAGUUAGCAAUCAUUUUGGUGAAGGAGUCCCAUUUUUAAGUCAUUAGAAGAGAAUGAUGCUGGCAAGAUCUUCUAUUUGUUUUCAAGUGCUUUAGUAGGUGUUGCAUUCAACACAGUGUCUGUAAGACAGUGGCAUGUCUAAUCCUUUGAUGUUCAGAUUAAGGUCUACACAUGCAGGGUUAAUGUUUGAUUUUUAGCUUUCUAAUGUGCACGUGGAAACUUAUUAUAUUUUAUAUGGAAAAGCUCAAUUCCAUCUGUCAAACAUUAUUAAAAAAUAAUUGUAGGAAUUUUUUUUAAUUAGAAGAAGAGUAUUUGUAUUUUGCAGGGUGGAUUGGCUGAAGGUCUUAUUAAAAAAUAGCAACUAAUUGCAUACUGAAAUCAAGUUUUCUUUGGAAUUUGGUUGCUUCUACAAUCCAUUUCCUAAAAAGGAUAAACAUUAUUUUCUAUGUAAAAUAACUUGCUGCAUUUAUUUUGUCUGUGUUUAUACCAUUUGAUUUACUUAUUUUUAUUAAUCUUUGUCAAAGUAGUUAAGUACGGUUUUAAUAGCAAAGAAUCUUUGUCAAAGUAGUAAAGUACAGUUUUAAUAGCAAAGGUCUUUUGUGUGAGUUAGAAUACAACAACAUAAUGUAUAUCUUGUUAAAGAUACACAGCUUUUGCACUUUGACCCUGUACAGGUUUCAGACACAUCUUAGUAGCAUUGUAAUUUAUAUGUACCGGGCACUGAUAUAGACAGUGUUUGCAACUACUGAUUAAUAAAAAAUAACAAAACUUUACUAUUAUUUUUUAGCAGCUGGAAACAAGUUACCAUUUUUCUUUGCAUUUUCAUGUCCAGAAAGAAAGAUAACUGUGCAGUACUACUCUGUAUGACCAGAUGGAUAACCGUAACAGUUAUCUUUGCUUGUUUUAUUAACAGGAAUAACAUUUGAAAAUCCUGGUCAGUACAUGUAAUUGUCCCUACCGGUUUCACCGGAGAGGACUUAUGAUUUGCGCUCUGUGCGUCUGUCUGUCUGUCACACUUUUCUGGAUCCUGCGAUAACUUUCAAAGUUCUGUAUAUUUUUUCAUGAAACUUGAAAAAUGGAUAUAUGGCAAUAUGGACAUUAUGCACGUCAUUUCAUUUUGUUCCUACGUCAAAAAUUCUGGUUGCUAUUACAUCCAAAAAAAAAGAAAAAAAUUCUGACAAUGGUGGGGCCGGUAAGGGACAUAUAUUGCUUGGCAAUAGUCUUGUUAACAUCUGUUACACCAGUUAUCAUUGUGACAAUAACAUUCAUCAUUAUGGUAUUUUACUUGUAACAUCUGCCUUCCAUAUUAUGGAUACUGCUAAAUGUUGUACAAUGUCUUGGGUAAUGGUGCAUGCGUAGUACUUAAUCAUGUUUGUAUUUGCUUGAAAAAUAACCAGUUUGCAUUUAGCUGAUGUUUUCUGUCUUUCAUUUUUUCUCUGUUAGUUCAUGUGAAGUCUUUCUUGUUGAAUUAUAACUUCUUUUGUUCUUCAAAAGCAUAAUGCCAAAAUCUGUAUUUAAUCUAUUGUUAUUCAUGUUGUUGUUUUUUCUGCCAUUUGAUUUCAAAUUUAAGAUCAAAUCUUCAAAUUCCAAGUUAGAGUUGUUCUGUGAGGCUCUGAACCAUACUCCGAACGUUUGCAAAAAGACUGCUUGUUUUGUUUUCAACCCUAUUGAAUGAUGAGAUCACUGUAACCAUUUACAGAUGGUGGCCUCCAUAGAAUUAAAUUCAAUUAUUGAUAAAAUUUGAAGUAAUGUUUUAGUUGUACAACUGUAUGCAAGUUCUAAACAACUUAUUUGAAUGUUUGUGCUGACAAAGUGUACCAGUACACUGUUUAGACUUUACUUGUUAAGAAAUAAUGCAUUUAUGUUAACCAUUUCUGUUUUCUAACAGAAAGUCGUCAACAAUUACACAUAAAAUUCAUAUCCUACCACAAAUAUUUGUGUCAAAUGAGUUUGACUUUGCUCUCCCUUACUAUGGUUUGCAUCAUAUAAUGCAUUGUUAUCCAUGUAUUUCUGGUCGUCUGAUUGAGCUGUCACUGUUUUGUACUCAUACAGAGUUUGCAAUUGCUAUGCUAUAAACGCUGACUUACCACAUUGUUGCAUCAAUUUCUGCCAGCAUAAGUCAAUUUCUGGCCAUAUUGAGUUUGAUACAGUUGAUUGUUUUAAAAAGACCUCAGUGUAUGUGUUUUCACACAUAUUGGGAAAAUUGUGACACAUUUUUUUAAUAUGAACGUAAUGAAAUGUUUAAAUGUGUCUUUGUUAUGAAAAUUCAACAAAUGCUUUCCUACAAAUGCUUAAUUUAUUAAAUUACGAUCAAACUUGGUUUGAUGAACAUUUCUGAGAUUAUUGAUAAAAAUGCCUCUUGGUCAAUUUUUGUCCAAAUUUAGUCAUCCUUUUAUUCAAAAUAAAGUUUUUGUUCAGAGGAGAACAUCAAAUUUAAGGUUAUAACAAGGGGAAAAGCAUAAACCUUAUGGGAAGGGAAUUUGGCUGAAUUUAGACCCCUAAGAAAAAUCACUGGAUGUUUCUGAUAAAUCAAUAAAAUGCUAUAUGAUUAUUUAAUGUAUGAGUGUCAAACUGAACAUUUAUGAAUUUCCAUAAAUUAUUGGAAUACAAAUGGUGAACUCCAAUUUUCUUAAUAUUAUAUAUAAAUAAUAGUUAGGGGGCUGUAAUGGAGUUGAUUGGACAACAUGUAAUUUGCAAUUACAUGUACUAGUAUUAUGAAAGACAUUUUUUAAUGUUUUUACCAUAGUUGAUGGUUUACCAAGUGCAUGAUGUAUAAUUAGAUGCCUGUGUUCACAGUAAAUACUGUUUGGUGCAACAAAUACUGGUAUAAAUAUGGCAGGAGAAACAGAAACAUUGUACAAAAAUUUGAGAUUGAUUUAUUUAUAAACAGAUUUUAGUGUGUUUACUUACCUAGUUUCUAUGAUCAAUGGGUAUGUAUGAUUGUAUAACCUACACCACAAAAUAACUUGUUCAUGACACUUGUAUAUUUAUUGACAUUUGUUUUUGUUGUUUUUUAGCUCACCUGAGCACAAUGUGCUCAUGGUGAGCUUUUGUGAUCGCUUUUUGUCCGUCGUUCAUCGUCCGUUGUGGGGCGUCAACAUUUGCCUUGUUAACUCUCUAGAGUCCACAUUUAUUGUCCAAUCUUCAUGAAAUUUUGAUCAGAAGAUUGGUCUCAAUGAUAUCUUGGAUGAGUUCGAAAAUAAUUAUGUUUGCUUGAAAAAAAUGGUUCCAAGGGGCGGGGCAUUUUUCCUUAUAUGGCUUUAGUAAAAUCUUGUUAACACUCUAGAGGCCACAUUUACUGUCCGAUUUUCAUGAAACUUGGUCAGAAGAUUCAUCCUGAUAAUAUUUUGGAAGAGAUCAAAAAUGAUGCCCAUUGGUUGAAAAACAUGGCUGCCAGGGAGCAAGGCAUUUUUCCUUAUAUGGCUAUAGUAAAACCUUGUUAACACUCUAGAGGCCACAUUUAUUUUCCGAUCUUCGUGAAACUUGGCCAGAUUUGUCCCAAUAAUAUCUUGUUAUCUCAGGUGAGCUACUUUGGGCCUUUCAGGCCCUCUUGUUUUUACAAUAUUAUUGACAUGAUGUUUCAGUUUUGAAUAUUUUGCAAGGACCUAUAUCUUACUGAUCAUACCAGAUACAAGAUCAACCUUAAUUUUGUAGGUAUGACUAGUUUUGGUUUUAUUUAAUUUAUCUCCAUAAUUAUCUUAAAAAUUAUCAACGAAAUUCAUGGGAUAAAUGUCAUCUUAUUAGAAGUACAUGUAUAUCAAAGAUAACAGAAUUCCUACAACACAUUUGUUGUCUGAAGUAUUCUGUACAUAUGUAUUUGACUUAAUUUUAACUUUCGAUUUUUGUGUAUUUUUAGCUCACCUGAGCACAACAUGCUCAUGGUGAGCUUUUGUGAUCGCCUUUUGUCCGUCGUCCGUUGUCCGUUUUGCGACGUCAACAUUUGCCUUGUUCACUCUCUAGAAGCCACAUUUAUUGUCCAAUCUUCAUGAAAUUUGGUCAGAAGAUUGGUCUUAAUGAUAUCUUGGAUGAGUUCGAAAAUGGUUACGUUUGCUUAAAAAACAUGGCUGCCAAGGGGUGGGGCAUUUCUCCUUAUAUGGCUAGUAUAAUGACAUUUUUGGCUCAGUUGUAAUUUCUUGUGUAAAUCUUUACUUAUUGCUUUGUCACAUUUGUUAUCAGUUUGUAGCAAAUUUAUCUAUAAUGAUAAUGGGAACUAUUACUGAUAAGCCAUCUUUGAGAAAUUCCUUGCAGAUAUUGAUCAUUGCAGUGUGUAACUUUUUACCACUCAGCUUUCUUAGCCAGUUAGUGUCUGAUACAGUUAGAAAACCUGCAUUAGUUGCCCUAAACAAAUUGAUAAUGACCACAGACAGACAGAAUCAUGAUUCCUAGGUACUUUUUUUAAUUACCCUCUCACUGUGCUCUAUGCCAGAGGUUAAUAUCAGUGGUCAGUAAUACAAGCUAGUUGAAGUGUUUGAUAUAUUUUAAUUUCACAGAAGGAGUAUUUAAUGCAUGUUUUUAACAAUUAACAAAAAAAAAGUAAUUUAAAUGGGAACUUCAUAUCAAAACAAGAUUCCAUAAUAAUUCACUCUAUAUAAUCAUAUUUAAGAUGUUAACACAUAUCAAAUGGAUACUCUAUGAAAACAAGAAAUAAUUUCAAUUAUAAGUUUCUGGAGAUAGAAAUCAGAAUCAGAAUAACCUUCAAAGUCAAGAUUUACCUUUCUUAUUUGCAGAGUUCAUUUAUCAAGAUUUAAUCAUUUUCAGGCUUUAUGUAUUAAAACGAUGUCAGAAAAUUGAAAAUAAAACCGUAAUGAAUGAUACACAAUAAUAAUGAAAUGAAAUAUAAAAUCGAUACAUUUUCAUAUUUCUAAAUUGUUUAGUGUAAAACAGCCUACUGUUGAAUAAUAUGUUUAUAAAAUUAUAUUUAAGUAAACGGCAAUACCUUUAGUUAAUUGAAUUACAACCAAUCAGCAGGUGUCAUCCUGACCGGAAAUAAGCAUUUGUCGAAUAAAGUUUUUCCGCAUUACAUAAGUGCUCACAAAGAAACAUAACCCGUAACCAUCCCAUGACCGGUUCACUUGCAUUAGCAAACGAGACCGCAAUACCACACUUGGAUAGGGCAGUUGAGUUCGAAAAUGGUUUGGAUCAGUAAAAAAACAUGGCCGCCAGGGGGUGUUCUUUUUCCUUAUAUUUAUAUAGUAAAAAAGCUUGUGAACACCCUAGAAGUCACAUUUUUUGCCUAAUCAUCAUGAAAUUUUGUCAAAACAUUAGCGAUGUGGAUGUCUUGGACGAGUUUGAAAAUGGUCGUGAUAAGUGGAAAAACAUGGGCACCAGGUGGUGGGGCAAUUUUCUCUAUAUGUAUAAAGUGAAAACAUGUGAAUAGUCUAGAAGACACAUUAUCUUCCUGAAAUUUGGACAUAUCUUGGAAGAGUUCAAAAAUGGUUCAGGUCUGUUAAAAAAAACAUGGCCGCCAGGGGGCCAUUUGUUGUUCAUUCUUCAUGAAACUUGGUUAGAACAUUAUUGUGUUUCAUUGAUAUCUUGGGCUGCAAAGAACAGGUCAUUUCUUUUUAUCUCAGGUGAGCGACUUUGGGCCUUUCAGGCCCUCUUGUUUUAGUCUGUGAUAUAUAUUUAUUUGGUUAUCAGGUCAGUAUUAUUUGAGAAUAUCAGAAAAAACACACAUAAAGACUGCUUUUAAAAAUUAAAGCAAUUUGUUUGCCUAUUGGUACACUACAACUUAAAUGACAAAAAUACUAAGUUAAUAAUAACCAUGACAUAUUUGGGAUUGAGCGUGAAACUGGUACAUGUGUAUUUAACUUAUUUAUUUGUUCAUGUUGACUUUUUUUUAAAUUUAUUAUAUUAUUACCAGUGUUACGUAAGUAAACUUCUAAUUAUAGUCAAUCAUUGCAUUUAUUUCAUUAAAAAAUGCGAACAAA